UUUGGCUGGCUGGAAAGUCUGCAAUGUAGGGGAUGGGUUGACUGAUAGAUCCGUACUUGCGACGAAGAAGCGUUUCUCGUGUUGGGAAGAGAAUAUAAAGACUUACGGGGUUUUUUCGAGCGCUUUCCGUCGUUUUUGUGGGUAAAAUCUUUACGAAAGUUGCCACUGACCGUUAUCGUCAGUGUGUUUUAUGAGAAGGGUUACUGUUUUGGCGGAGAAACUUUCUAAAUAAGUGGCAUCGAGCCAGGCCAAAGGAGGUGAGUGUCAAGAUGGCCCAGUGGAACCAGUUACAGCAGCUGGAGACCAGGUACCUGGAGCAACUCUACCACUUGUACAGUGACAGCUUCCCCAUGGAGUUACGACAGUUUCUUGCGCCUUGGAUUGAGAGUCAAGACUGGGCUUACGCUGCCAAUAAGGAGUCACAUGCUACACUGGUGUUCCACAACCUCUUGGGAGAAAUAGAUCAGCAGUACAGCCGUUUCCUGCAGGAGAACAAUGUGCUCUACCAGCAUAACCUACGCAGGAUUAAACAGCAUCUGCAGAGCAAGUACUUGGAGAAACCGAUGGAUAUUGCUCGCAUUGUUGCUCGCUGUUUGUGGGAAGAACAGAGGCUGCUGCAGACUGCCACCUCUGCUACACAGGAUGGCCAGGCAGCCCAUCCCACUGGAACAGUAGUGACAGAGAAGCAGCAGAUACUGGAGCACAAUCUUCAAGACAUCAGGAAGCGGGUGCAGGAUAUGGAACAGAAGAUGAAAAUGCUUGAAAACUUGCAAGAUGACUUUGAUUUCAAUUACAAGACCCUAAAAAGCCAAGGAGAGUUGUCCCAGGAUCUAAAUGGAAAUAGCCAGGCAGCUGCAACGAGGCAGAAGAUGGCCCAGCUCGAGCAGAUGCUGAGCGCCCUGGAUCAGCUCAGGAGGCAAAUUGUUACGGAGAUGGGAGGCUUGCUGACUGCCAUGGACUACGUACAGAAGAAUCUGACAGAUGAAGAACUGGCUGACUGGAAGAGGAGACAGCAGAUUGCUUGUAUUGGAGGCCCUCCAAACAUCUGUCUCGAUCGCCUUGAAACUUGGAUUACGUCCUUGGCUGAGUCCCAGCUCCAAAUUCGUCAGCAAAUCAAGAAGCUGGAAGAGCUUCAACAGAAGGUGUCCUACAAAGGAGACCCCAUCAUUCAGCACCGGCCCGCACUUGAGGAGAAAAUUGUGGACUUGUUCAGAAACCUAAUGAAGAGUGCUUUUGUGGUUGAAAGACAGCCUUGCAUGCCCAUGCAUCCGGACAGACCUCUGGUUAUCAAAACAGGCGUGCAGUUCACAAAUAAAGUCAGGUUACUGGUAAAGUUUCCUGAGCUCAAUUACCAGCUGAAAAUUAAAGUUUGCAUUGAUAAGGAAUCUGGUGAUGUGGCUGCAAUUCGAGGAUCACGAAAGUUUAACAUCCUCGGUACUAACACAAAAGUUAUGAACAUGGAGGAGUCCAACAAUGGUAGCCUGUCAGCAGAGUUUAAACACUUGACCCUGCGAGAACAAAGGUGUGGUAAUGGUGGACGGACCAAUAGCGAUGCCUCUCUGAUUGUCACUGAGGAACUGCAUCUUAUCACAUUUGAAACAGAGGUCUAUCACCAGGGCCUGAAGAUAGAUCUGGAGACCCAUUCCCUGCCUGUGGUAGUUAUAUCAAACAUCUGCCAGAUGCCAAAUGCCUGGGCUUCAAUCCUGUGGUACAACAUGCUCACUAACCACCCAAAGAACGUGAACUUCUUCACCAAACCUCCAGUGGGGACAUGGGACCAGGUGGCUGAGGUGUUGAGCUGGCAGUUCUCUUCCACCACCAAGCGAGGCCUGACCAUUGAACAGCUCACCACAUUGGCUGAGAAAUUACUAGGACCAUGUGUCAACUACUCUGGAUGCCAAAUCACCUGGGCCAAGUUCUGUAAGGAAAACAUGGCAGGCAAAGGCUUCUCCUUCUGGGUGUGGCUUGACAACAUUAUUGACCUGGUGAAAAAGUACAUUCUUGCACUGUGGAAUGAAGGGUAUAUCAUGGGUUUUAUCAGUAAGGAGAGGGAGAGGGCUAUUCUGAGUCCAAAACCUCCCGGUACUUUUCUGCUGCGCUUCAGCGAGAGCAGCAAGGAGGGGGGCAUCACCUUUACAUGGGUAGAGAAAGACAUCAGUGGAAAGACCCAGAUCCAGUCAGUGGAGCCUUACACCAAGCAGCAGCUCAACAGCAUGUCGUUUGCUGACAUCAUCAUGGGCUACAAGAUUAUGGAUGCCACCAACAUCCUGGUUUCACCUCUUGUCUACCUAUAUCCUGAUAUUCCCAAAGAGGAAGCCUUUGGGAAAUACUGCAGGCCAGAAGCAGCUCCUGAAGCCGAGAUGGGAGGAGACUCAACGAGCACUAUUCAGCCUUAUUUGAAGACAAAGUUUAUCUGCGUUACCCCGUGUCCCUCCGUCUUCAUGGACUUGCCGGACAGUGAGCUGCUUGGGAACGGAUUCCCAGGCACAAACUCUGGAAACACCAGUGACCUGUUCCCCAUGUCACCCCGGACCCUUGACUCCCUGAUGCACAACGAAGCUGAAGCUACUCCAGGGCAUAUGGAUUCACUCACUUUGGAAAUGGAUGUAGCAUCGCCUAUGUGAAAAGAAUCAUCAAGUACUUCAGUCACUUCCUUCUUUGCUGGGUUUCAUAUUAUGUUAGAGAAUUUCUUGAUUUCUAUUUCCCUCCACACAUAGUGUGCCUGUACAGUUUGUUUCUUUUUCUAUGUAAAAAUUUCUCACUUUCACACAAUAUUGAGGUAGUUGAUCUUGGAAGGUUUUCUUUUGAAACAGAAUCGGCACUUACUCUUUUUUUUAAUGGUUCUCCUUAUAAUUAAUAGAUAUUUUUUUCUUUUUUUUCAAUUACAUUAAACAUUUACGCAUGAGUUAUGGGUUGUUUACUUUUUGAAUAGCUAUGAAUAAUGUCUUCUUUUAUUUGAAUGACAAAAUGUAAUGAGAGUAAUUGUUGUAUAAGCUAAGCUUUUUCAGUGUCCCUGCCAAACGCAGCAUGGUGUUGUUGUUUCACCCUGUCUUGGUUGUAUAAAACGGUUUCUGUUUCAUUACGCUUUUUACACAAAUUGGAAUAUUUCUUGUAUUUGUUUCAACCAAUCAAGGUGUGUAAAGAGACAAGAAAUUUCUGGCAAUUGUGAAAUUAUUUUCACGUAAAGUUCUUUUCUCCUUUAGCAUUGUGAGAAGUUCUGAAAUGCAGCUUUUGUCAGCUCACGGUUUGAAAUGUUUCAUUUUAAUAUUGUACAAUUUAAGCCACAUGUUUCUUUGUCUUUUAAUGAAGCCACCUAUUAAUGGUGCCAGAAAGACUAGCACAAGCAGCGAUCCCUCUGUAAACCUUCACAUGAUUUUGCUUUGUGUAACUGUGUGAUAUUUUGGUGUCAGACCACAGGGUGCAAUGUGUGGUGGGGUCAUUCAGUAUUUGGCGUGUUAUUUUUAGUGGAAUAGACAACUCAAAACCGAGCCUGUUAUUGCCACAGUGUAAAUCUGCUGUCAGUUUGGCAGUUUAUCAGCAAGAGUUACUGAAUGAGAAAACGGCAUUGUGCUCAAAAUGUAAAUAAACCAUUUUAAUGAAUUACUCCUCA
Oreochromis niloticus (Nile tilapia) is the source of this 3610-nucleotide messenger RNA. It is a transcript of the gene stat3, whose product is annotated as signal transducer and activator of transcription 3 (acute-phase response factor). Gene Ontology annotation, biological process: regulation of DNA-templated transcription; signal transduction. NCBI's taxonomy places the organism in Eukaryota, Metazoa, Chordata, Actinopteri, Cichliformes, Cichlidae. The record is from RefSeq and is a predicted model, not a curated record. Gene Ontology annotation, molecular function: DNA binding; DNA-binding transcription factor activity. Bases 270 to 2624 code for a protein of 784 amino acids. The transcript has 24 exons.